Molecule: messenger RNA, 1253 nt
Organism: Zingiber officinale
Lineage: Eukaryota; Viridiplantae; Streptophyta; Magnoliopsida; Zingiberales; Zingiberaceae
Product: magnesium dechelatase SGRL, chloroplastic-like
Exons: 5
Coding region: 194-1027 (277 amino acids)
Source: RefSeq, a predicted model, not a curated record
CUGGUCACGCAGCGGCAGCGCGUGUUGUACGAGGUCAUAUUCCGUGGCGGAGGGAGGCUUGAACGAUCCCAAGCCGCAGCUCCACAUCUCGUCAAUCUCCACGCCGAGCCUCCACGUCUCGUCGAUUCCGUUUCGAGGAAGGUCAUGAGGACUGCGCUAGGCCACGCCUGAGACGCCAGGAGGGUUCUUCCCCAUGGCUUGUUUCUCUGCUGGAAAUGCCUUCAUUGUGCCCUCUGUUUCUUCUUCUCCUUCUUCUUCUUCCUCUUCCACAAUAGGCGGCAGGUCUCGCAUGUUCGUCGUAGCUGUAGCCCCGGCCAGCGGCCUCGUGGUCUUGAGCUGCCAAAGGAGAGAUUUUUACGGACCUCUGGCUGCUAGACUUUUGGGUCCUCCAACAAAAUUCGAAGCCUCGAAGCUGAAAGUAGUGUUCACGGCAGAAGAAAUGGAGAAGCAUGCUCCAAGCACCAUUCACCGAGCUUACACACUCACACAUUGCGACUUCACAGCAAAUCUGACCUUAUCAGUCUCCAACAAUAUCCACACUAAGAUGUUAAUGGACUGGCAAGCCAGGUUAAAUAAGGAUGAUGUGGUGGCAGAGUGGAAGACGAUGAACGAGGAAAUCUCUUUGCAUGUUCACUGCUUUGUGAGUGGAACUAGCCUCCAAGAUCUAGCUGCUGAAUUCCGAUACCACAUAUUUUCGAAAGAGUUGCCAUUGGUUUUGAAAGCUGUGGUUCAUGGAGAUUCUGCCCUUUUUAGCAAGCAUCCUGAGCUAAUGGAAGCUCAGGUAUGGGUGUACUUCCAUUCGAAAUCAAAGAAAUACAAUCGAUUAGAAUGCUGGGGUGCUCUCAAAGAUGCUGCACAGAGGACGUUGGACGACGGAUUUGAUACUUUGCAAGCUUCAGUGUUUGAUAGCCUUGUGAAGUUUGGUAGCCCAAAAACAAUCCUGCAUGCCUUAGUCGCUUUCCUCCUACGGGACAGAAGUCUAUAUUUUUGGUUUCAUUCAUUCCUCUUCAGUCACAGAAGCUGGUGAGGGUAUUAGCAUUGUUCAUCUAAACGCAAAUAUUUGGUUAAUCGAUGAUUUGGACAGAAGGUGCUGCAAGUUUUUGAUGCUUCACAUCACUCACUGCUAGAGAUGAGAGGCACCAGUUACCCAAGGCCUUUAGUUUGCAGCGUCUCUUCAUUUGUACAAUUGAUACUGAAGAUAUGGUCAUAGAACACAUUAAUCACAAAAGCUUUAUGAUCUGAUUCUUUAAUAA